UAAAAUGGUUAAGCACUCCCCUUCCCCAAAUCACUGGAAAUUUGUAGCGGGUGAAGGGACACUUCGCAUAGACGCCCUUGCUCUCAUCACGCCACUAAAGGUAUGAAGCGCCCAGAAAUUAAUAAGCACGACCCUUCAGCCGAACCAUCAGAAGAGAAGCAGAGUCUUCUUCGGACAGCUGAACAACUGAAAAUCAAAGGUUUAUGCGAAGUUAGCGAAUCGCAAUACGAACAGGAGUACUCUCCUUCGAUUAAACGCUACAAGCCAUAUCGCUCAAGAUCGCCAGAAAAUCGUUUUCCACCCGUUCAGGGAUCGCAGUCCAACACAUGCACUAGAAGCAACAAUUCUUCCUCCUCGCAAAGUAACACAAACCAAAGUGGACAAGACUCCAAAAGUGACCACAAAUCAUCGAGCAGAAGCCAUACUAUUAAUUCAGAGUCUGCUUCAAUCGACAAUGGAUCAUCUGUAGUUGUACUAGAGUCACGCGAUUUAACUCCGUCAUCGGGCAAGGAAGGAAAAGGCAAAAUGACGAGCCUCGGGAUGGGAGUGGGCAUAAACGGCUCCGUUAUGGGUGUGUCAAUGGGUUAUCUGGAUUUUGCUCCGGAACCCCCGGCACCGGCAGCGACCCCUGUAACAGAACACGUUGACAUUAAUUGUGCUCCCAGCCAUGACACACGUGACUUGUCCAGUAAGUACUCCAUUUCAAAUAACGGCGACAUCCGAGUGAAAUUUGAAACACUUCGUUCGCUUGAUCCACAAGAUGCUAUAACGUUGGAUAAUCAGGUAUCCCAUCAAGUACACCAAGUUCAAAAUCAGCAGCAGUUGCAACAUCAGCAGAUUUUGCAUCAACAACAUUUACUGCAGCAACAACAACAGCAGCAGCAGCAGCAGCAACAACAACAGCAAGUACACCGGCAAACUCCACAACCGCAACAACAACAAGUGGAACACCGUUUAUCACCCCAUCAACCAUCCCCGCAACAUCCACCGCAACAUCAGCAACAUGUUCUACUGAUCGAUCAGCAGUCCCAACACUCUCAACACUCUCACAGUCCAGCAUCGAAUGCUUCCAGUUCGUCCAGCCAACUUAAUCCGGAAAACCUUGUAACUAUAGCUUCCAGUAACGACAACGGUGCUUCGAUAGAUAAAUCGCGAAUUACACUAAAACAGGAAAUAAUAUCUGAAGUCGAUCAGCAACAUCAACAGCAGCAACAGCAACAACAAUCACAGCACCAGCAGCAACAAAUGGAAGUCGAACAGGAUCAAUCUUCGAUGCACGGCAUGGUGGUGACACCGGAAAUUUCGGGAAUGAUGAGUCAGAGUCAAAUGAGCGACAUUUAUCAGUCAGAUGCCAGCGAAGAUUCAAAGGUUGGAAUAUUGGAUGGGUCGUCAGUGCAGUAUACUAACCUGACGAGUCCUAACACGAGUGACCCUAAAACGCCAAGUGGACCCAAAACUUGGACUGCAGAAGAUAUGGAAUCAGCUCUUGAUGCAUUACGAACCCAUAACAUGAGUCUAACCAAGUCUAAAAAAACUAAAUUAAAGGCUUCCGCUACGUACGGUAUUCCGUCGACAACCCUGUGGCAGAGAGCACAUAGGCUCGGUAUUGACACACCAAAGAAGGAAGGACCAUCAAAAACGUGGAACGAAGAGUCACUGAACAGCGCUCUAGAGGCCUUGCGUACCGGAACAAUCUCAGCAAACAAAGCAUCGAAGGCGUUUGGGAUUCCGUCUUCCACGUUGUAUAAAAUUGCAAGACGCGAGGGAAUUCGACUGGCCGCACCGUUCAAUGCGGCUCCCACCACCUGGUCUGCGGAAGAUCUUGAUCGUGCCUUGGAAGCAAUUAGGGCUGGCCAAACAUCUGUACAGAAGGCGAGCACGGAGUUUGGCAUCCCGACGGGAACGCUGUACGGACGAUGUAAACGAGAAGGAAUUGAGUUGUCGCGAUCGAACCCAACACCGUGGUCUGAAGAUGCAAUGAUGGAAGCCUUAGAAUCAGUAAAACAAGGACACAUGUCGAUAAACCAAGCUGCAAUCCAUUAUAACUUACCGUACAGUUCACUGUACGGGCGGUUCAAGCGCGGCAAAUACGAUACACCAAAUAGCGCCAAUUCGUCACACUCGAAUCACGGCGGCGCCGGUGUAGGUGGAGGCAGCAAUGUAAUCGGAGGCAAUGUUGCGACUUCGGCAGCAACGAUGGCCGGCGUUACCAGCAGUCCUCAGAUGGAAUUUAAAAUUGAACCUCAACAUAAUGAGCAUAGUCCAGAAAACACGCAACAUUAUAAUCCUGCGCUAACAACAUCACUAACAUCGUCGACCGUGCCGCCAUUGACUCAAGCCGCCCACCAUAUCGUACAGUCACCGUCGCCAGUCAAUAUUCACAUCAUAAACAGUAACAACCAUCACCAGUUCCAACAAAAUUCUCCUCACCAGAUGGGAACGCCAACGCAUCAGCAGCAGCACCACCACCACCAACAACAACAACAGCAGCAGCAACUUAUUCAGCAUCACAUAAUUCCACAGCAGCAUAUUAUCUACCAGCAACCAUUGCAGCAGUUGCAGCAACAACCCCAGUACCACCCGAUGUAUCACAUAAUCAAACAGGAAAAUGACAGAAGUUGAAAGUAUCGUUAUUAGUAGUUGGUUUGAUCGUUUUCAUCCCCGUCUAAGGGUGUCUCAGCGUGUUUACAACCGAUGAACACGCGAGCUCGGCAAGAUGGUUCCUACACCAAGUGUGGAGAUUAUGAAAAUGAUUACACUACUUCUUGAUGCAAAACAGUAACAAUAAAGAAUAAACAAAAUAUAAUGGUAACAAUAACGUUAGCAGGAGUCGUUUUCCAAAUGGUACCCUAGAAGAAAACUAGAGAAAAACGAGAUUCUUCCACCGUGUUUACAUACACCCACAAAAACUCACACAUACAUACACACAGAAAAAAACAUACCAACUAAAGAUAAAGCGUUGCAGUCGAGGUGGAAAAGUUGUUAUUGUUUAUUACCACAGAAGCUUUCGUAUUAUUCUUUGAUAUGCUAAAAAAUAAUGUUGCUAUUCAGUUUGUUUAUCAGAGAGCUCAAUUUCCCGAGGGUUUUGCUUGAUUACGGUGUGCACUACUGCACCAGACUUCAAAUUCCAUCGGCCAACGAUCCUUAAACGUUAUGCGUUAGAAACUACAACCAAAAUGUGUACAGGUAUAUUUCGAGAGGAGUCGAUCCGGGUUGGGGCUCCAUCCCACAAGUACUCCCCCUUACCUUGCGUGAUCAAAGAUUUCCAACAAACAAUUUCAAACAUAUUUUUCGGCCUGCUAAAUGACGAGGUGAAAAUUGCUUGCUGAUAAAACAAAUCAAUCCUUUUGUCUGGUAACAAAUGACCACUUUUAUGUUAAAGUCACCUUGAUUCAAUAAACAACAAAAAUUCGUUUCGUUAUUCUUGAAGACAUGCUAACAUUUUUUACAAAAGAGUAAUCAGAAUUAAAAUUUCUAAUUUAAAAAAUAGAGCAGUUUUUAAAACUAGGUUUUUUAAUUCCUAUUUUAUUAUUACUUCCGUUACAUUUAAGUUUUCCAAAACUCACCCUUAUCGGACCUUCUUCCUCGUAAACCAACUGUAUGGCGGCGGCCUGUGAAUGAUCUAAUCAAACGAGCUUAAGCGUGCCAUUCGCGUGGCGUUGAAUGCAAUACAGUGUUUUCGGGACUAAAGAAGCGUUCUAGAUGUUUACGGGUUACAUUUAUGCACCUAACUUUUUUUUUUUGUAAGAUGCGUUCAAUUUAUGUUUAACCAAAUAAUAUUAAACGACACAGAUUCAGGUAGUAAACAGCAUUAACAUGCGCGUAUGAAAAUCUUUAAAGGAAACCUUCAGAAUAGUAAAAAACAUUACUUUUUGAACUGCACGGAGGAGCUUUGUCCUAUUCUGUGUUUGAGACGAGAGUCUUCAGCAAAUGGCAAACAUUUUACAGCGAUUCGAAUGUUAAUGGUCAGUAGUGUAGCUAUUCAAUGAUUCUACUGAAGGGUAAUUGUGUUGAAGACACAUUUCUAGAAAAUUUAAGAAUUUCACACGUACAGUUCAAAGUAACAGCAAAGCUGUACAUUGUACGAGAGAACAAUAGAAUGUUUCAAAACAUAUGUGUACCAAGAGGUAACCGAAAAAUUGAUUUGUAGGUCAGAGUGCAAUGGUCGGUUAGCUGAGAUUCGAAAUUAAAAGCAGCGAGAUUGAAGAAACAGCAUUAUAAGAAUAGUAUAAACUAUAGAUUCUAGAUUUUAUUAUACAUGAAAAUAGAGAAGAAAUAAUUGGAUAAAAAAGCGAGUAAAAGCUGCGAGUAAAACUAGCGUUAUCUGAGAUUGAACGAUUUGAAAUCAAUGGACAUCUAUGAAGUGUAGGUAGAUAGGGACUUUUUCUUCACAAGACUAGAAGAAACACACACUUCCUAUAUCAUAUAUUUUAUUUAUGAGAACACAAGAACAUAUAUUACAUAUUUUACCACACUAAAGCAAAACGAGAAUUCGUUGCAAGAACUGAAAGACUUUUGCAUUGUAAGUUUAGUAGGUUCUCAUACGUAUCAACAGGCCGAAGAAAAACAAAAAAAUGUAGCAUUUAGUUGUUAGUAAACACAGACCAGACCCCCGCAAAAUGAAGUAAAACAAAAAUCACCCACACUCAUACGUGAAUGUAAAAUAAUUGUAUUAAGUAAACUGGUAUGCGAUUUUAGCAUCAAUCGCACUAAAAUAGCAACAAAAAGAAAGUGAAUACAAGAUUGUUGAUUGGCAAUUGGCUGUCAUGAAAUUUA
This is a messenger RNA of Culex pipiens pallens (northern house mosquito), 4776 nucleotides long. RefSeq names its product protein kinase 4-like. The record is from RefSeq and is a predicted model, not a curated record. The transcript has 8 exons. NCBI's taxonomy places the organism in Eukaryota, Metazoa, Arthropoda, Insecta, Diptera, Culicidae. Gene Ontology annotation, biological process: regulation of transcription by RNA polymerase II. Bases 103 to 2622 code for a protein of 839 amino acids. Gene Ontology annotation, cellular component: nucleus. Gene Ontology annotation, molecular function: DNA binding.